AUGGACAAUUUCAGAUAUGUUCAUAAACAAUAUAACAAAAGUGAAAUAGGGAGCGACAGUAACGUAGAUUCAUCAUUGCGUUCAUCGUUUGGGAAAAAUAUUAUUCUUUGUUUUGAUGGAACAAGAGAAAAUUUUGGGCCUCAGCCCUUCACUAAUAUUUUAAAGUUAUACCGCCUUCUCGAAAACAGUGAUGACUCUGAACAAGUUUGCUAUUAUCAACCUGGAAUUGGUUCAGUUGGAUUUGACGCUGUUGUUGAUGUAAGAAGACGGUUAACUUUUUCGCAUUUACAAAAUUUAUUGGAUUCUAUGUUUGCUUUUAGUUUAGACAACCACAUAUGUUCUGCAUACCUUUUCUUGAUGAAGUAUUUUGAACCAGGAGAUAAAAUUUAUAUGUUCGGUUUUUCUAGAGGGGCUUUUAUUGCUAGGGUACUUGCCGGAAUGAUUGAAAGGGUUGGCCUCUUGAAGAAAGGGUUGGAAGAAAUGGUUAAAAUGGCCUGGCAAAUUUAUGAGAGAUGGGAAUACGACUCACAGCCAAAUCAACUACAAUACACAGGGACUUUGGCCGAAGAGUUUAAGAAGACAUUCUCAAGGGACUAUGAGGUGAAGAUAUAUUUCCAGGGUUUGUUUGAUUCGGUAAACUCAGUGGGAAUAUUAAGGGACCGUUUGUUUCCUUGUACCCAAAGAAGCAAUAUUGUGGAACAUGUUCGUCAUUGUGUAUCCCUAGAUGAAAGACGUGGAAAAUUUAAACAGUUGUGUUUCACGCCGAUGCCUUACAUUCCAAAACUACUCUCAUUGACAUACGUUACAAACUUAUCUGACCAGUGCUCACCAAUGCCAUUCUCAGAUUCAUCGAAGCAGGUUUUGGCCCAAGAAAAUCCUUUGAUCAAAUACACUGUAAAAAGCAGUUCGCAUUCCAUUAACGAAAUAUCACCACUCUCUCCAAAUAAUCAUGGGAAGGUACUAUCGAGUAAAAGUGAGGAAACUACAGAGCUCUUGCUGGACUUAAAUACGUUUCUAGAAAACAAUUCAUAUUCAAGAGAUACUGGGUGUUCAACUAGAGGUAUUGAGGCUAUUUUCCAACUUCGAUCUAACCAAGGUAGUGGAACCUCGAGCAGAAUGACUAUGACACCAGACCUGGUAGAAAAAUGGUUCCCAGGUGACCACUCUGAUGUUGGCGGAGGUUGGGCCCCUGAUUGUGAGACAGAAGAAAAUUUAUCUAACUUACCACUACGGUGGAUCUUAGCGGAAGCAAUCAAAUUUGGAGUCAAGUUCAAACCUGGUUCGAUACAUGAGUAUGCCGCUAAACAUACUUCAAUUGGAUCUCUGUUUGCGGACGCUCAUGACUAUCUUGAUUUCGGUUCACCGAGGAAAGGUUCUAGGUCAAAUGUGAUGGACGAUAAUUAUGAGACUCAUCAUGAGGAGUUUGAUAGGAUUAAGAAAAUGGAAGAUUCUCUGAACCAAAUAAAAGAGACUCGACUGAGUUUAAAAGAUGAGGAAGAAAAAAUAAAGGAUGCCUUUACCCUCAAAUGCGGACAUGCGAAUAGGUUUAUAAGGGUGGUAUGGUGGAUAUUAGAGAUGCUUCCCAUUGGAAUAAGGAUGGAGAAUAAACAAGGGAAAUGGCAAAACUUUCAUGUGCCCAAUCUUGGGAGAUCUCGUUAUGUACCAGAGUACGUUAGUUUGCAUUGGUCAGUCUACUGGAGAAUUAAACUUGAUCGUGAGUACAGACCAAAUAAUUUGCCCGAAUAUGUCAGGCAACUAUUCCAAGAUUUUGAGGGUAUUGAUUUAAAAACUAAUAAAAUUAUAGAUAAAUAUAAUGGCCAAGUUCGAGGUGAGGAGACUAGGAUCGACGAAGGACCUCCCGAUGAUGAAGAAUCGCAGCUCCGCUUGGGACAAAAAGCGAGCUAUUUUGCUACCAUAUCCAACGCAAGGUUAUUCGACACCAAAUAUUCCCAUUUAAAAAAGAAAUUUUUGGACUGGGCUGGCAGUUCUUGGGGCGAAAUUCCAGAUGAUUUAGAAAUACACUUGAAACAUGACGUAUCCUUAUAA
Saccharomyces eubayanus is the source of this 2046-nucleotide messenger RNA. RefSeq lists its product as uncharacterized. Bases 1 to 2046 code for a protein of 681 amino acids. NCBI's taxonomy places the organism in Eukaryota, Fungi, Ascomycota, Saccharomycetes, Saccharomycetales, Saccharomycetaceae. The record is from RefSeq and is a predicted model, not a curated record. The transcript has a single exon.